CUUCUUCUUCCUCUCUCAAACCCAGAUCUAGGUUUCAUCACAUAAAAUUGACGAUUUGAAGAAGUUGGGCUUCCGUAACUUUGUUAACAUGGAUUUUAUAGAGAAGUUUGAUCUUAUUAGAAACUUCUCUACAAAAAUCCAUCACAACAUGGUCAGAACUUUGUCUAAACGGCUUCCCCCCUAUGAUCUUUUCAUUAAUCAUCGAGUAAUCGACACAAAGAGAACCAUUUUCAGAUUGCUCUACAACCACCUUCGAAUUCUAAUGCAACCCAUUUCUGGGUUGCAUUAGAUACGAUCUGCGGAGCCCAAACCCAAAAAUGACGCAGCACUGCUCACAUUGUAGCCACAACGACACUACUCCAAGACAUGCCCCAACCGUGGGGUCAAGUUCUUUGGGGUACGCUUGACGGACGGGUUGAUUCGAAAGAGCGUAAGUAUGGGAAAUUCAACAAGUAUGCCGGGUCGAAUUCCAAUGUACAUAAUGCAAAUGGGUCAGGUUCGCCUAGGGAAGGACAUGAUCAUGCCGACGAUUAUGCCUCUAAGGAUGUUGUUCUGGGGUCGUCUUCUAGCUGGGAGGGAAAGAAAGAACCUAGAUUUGGGUUUGAGAAGAAAGGAGGAGAGAGAGAGAGAAUAAGAAGAAGAAAGAAGAAGGAUGAGCAGGGAAAGGAAAGGAGGAAGAAGAUAAAGUUUGAGAGAGAACCCAGAUCUGGGUUUGCAGAGAGAGAGUACAUGGUAGUCGAGAUUAGCGUGAGAUCAGAUCAUCUAUUUUUCUUAAAUUAUGGCGACUUACGGAUCUGCUACAAACGGGGAAAAGGAAAACAGCUGGAAAUUGAGAUAUCAGCACAAAUUCAGCUUACCAACAUUUCUGUUUUUCUAACUGGAUUUCACAUGCUACGACAUUCAAGAGGAUCUAUUACUAAGCUGUUAAAGUUAGACCAUAGCUAUGCCUAUGCUACAGAUGGAUGGAACUUGCAAAUCAAAUGAGAGGUUGUUAGAUUCAUAAUGAUGGAGAGCAACUGCACUCACCUUAUUGUUUAUUGGAAGAUCUGUCGUUAGUCCAGAGGACAGUUUUUGUAGUGUGUUCUCAACACCAUCCAAAUGUCCAGGAGAAACCUAUGCAUGGCAAACCACUAUUAAUGAUUAAACAUAUAUAAUGUGGAGGAUAAGUGGAAAUCAAAAUGCUAGCUAGUCUAUUGUUUCAGACCAAAUUUGUUUGGACUCAAGAAAACCUUUUCUACCAACUCAAUGAUUUCCAGAAAAGGUAGAUUGGGACUUGAGUAAUGAUACAUUUAUACAAAAUCCCAAAUCCAGCCCUCCUACUCAACAAGAAACAUCAGACUUAAUAAUUGACUAGUUUUACAGCUUUUUCUUUUAAACGUAAAAUAUAUGAUGAGAUUAGUGAGACAAACCUCUAAAAAUUUAGAAGGAAAAAACAUGGAGAGACCAAAACAGUCCUAUCCCUGCUUUAAAAAUUGGUGAUUUUAGUUUGUUUCAAUGAAGUUUAUUGAAAUGACUUAGUUUUAAGAUGUUUUUCUUCCUAAUUCUUUAGAGAUCCAGCUGAUGAACUUUUUUAUUACAUAUUAUAUAGUUCACCAUAAUCUCUAAAAUGCAUAGAAAUCAGUUUAACAAGUACUCCCUUUGUCUCUGCCACUAAAAUUAACAUGCAUGU
Messenger RNA from Rubroshorea leprosula, 1669 nucleotides. The record is from the annotation of a GenBank genome assembly. NCBI's taxonomy places the organism in Eukaryota, Viridiplantae, Streptophyta, Magnoliopsida, Malvales, Dipterocarpaceae.